ACGUCCCCUUCACAUUAACUUAUUAAAAUAAAUAAACUUUGCCACAAUGUCCGGAAUGACAGUAUUUAAACGCGAUGGUCGCAAAGAGAGUGUCGCAUUUGAUAAAAUUACGGCCAGGAUCAACAAACUUUGUUAUGGUUUAGAUUCAAAUCAUGUAGACCCCAUUGAGAUAACUAAAAAAGUUGUACAAGGUGUCCAUCAAGGUAUAACUACAGUUGAGCUCGAUAACCUGGCUGCAGAGACCGCUGCAUACCUUACAGUCAAACACCCAGAUUAUGCUGUACUUGCUGCCAGAAUAGCCAUUUCUAACCUUCAUAAGGAGACUAAGAAGGCGUUCUCUGCUGUUAUUGAAGAUCUCUAUAAUUACGUUAACCCAAGGAAUGGAAAACCAGGUCCAAUGAUUAGUGAUGAAACUUAUCAAAUCGUAAUGAAGAAUCGUAAUGUUCUUGAUUCCGCUAUACUUUAUGAUCGUGAUUUCAACUACAAUUUCUUUGGUUUCAAAACUCUUGAGAGGUCCUACCUUCUCCGUAUCAAUGGUAAGGUCGCAGAGCGUCCACAACACAUGUUAAUGCGUGUUGCCGUCGGAAUCCAUGGUAGCGAUUUAGAGCGUGUCAUCGAAACAUACAACCUUAUGUCACUCAAAGCUUUCACUCAUGCUAGCCCAACUCUCUUUAAUGCUGGUACACCACACCCUCAAAUGUCUUCUUGCUUUUUAGUAACGAUGCAAGAUGAUUCAAUUGAAGGAAUUUACGAUACACUCAAAUCUUGCGCUCUCAUUUCUAAAACUGCAGGUGGUAUAGGUCUAAACAUUCAUUGCAUCCGUGCCACAGGAUCUUAUAUCGCUGGUACAAAUGGUUCUUCAAAUGGUAUCGUACCUAUGCUUAGAGCCUUUGAUGCGACAGCUCGUUAUGUCGAUCAAGGUGGCAACAAAAGACCAGGUGCUUUUGCUAUCUAUCUUGAACCUUGGCAUCCUGAUGUUUUCGAGUUCUUAGAUCUUCGUAAAAACCAUGGUAAAGAAGAAGUUCGCGCUCGUGAUUUAUUCUACGCACUUUGGAUACCUGAUUUGUUCAUGCAACGUGUACAGGAGAAUGGUGAUUGGCCAUUAUUUUGUCCACAUGAAGCACCAGGUCUUCAUGAAGUUUGGGGUAAAGAAUUUGAAGAAUUAUUCUUUAAAUAUGAAAGAGAAGGUAGAGCUAAAAGAGUUGUUAAAGCUCAAAAACUUUGGUAUUCUAUACUUGAUUCACAAGUUGAAACUGGUGGACCAUUUAUGUUAUAUAAAGAUCACGCAAACGCUAAAUCUAAUCAGCAAAACCUUGGUACAAUUAAGAAUUCAAACCUUUGCACUGAAAUUAUUGAAUAUUCAGCACCUGAUGAAGUGGCCGUAUGUAAUUUAGCUUCGAUUGCGUUACCAAGUUACAUAAAGAAUGGUCAGUUUGAUUUCAAUGAAUUACAUAAGGUUACAAAGGUUUUAACACGUAACCUCAAUCGUAUUAUUGAUGUCAAUUAUUAUCCAGUUAAAGAAGCAUAUAACUCAAAUAUGCGUCAUCGUCCAAUAGGUUUAGGUGUUCAAGGUCUGGCAGAUGCUUUCCAACUUUUAAGAUUCCCAUUCUCAUCUGAAGAGGCUAGAUUAUUAAACAAGCAGAUAUUUGAAACAAUAUAUCAUGCAGCUGUUGAAUCAUCAUCAGAAUUAGCUCAAGAGUUUGGUGUUUACGAGUCAUAUCACGGUAGUCCAGCAAGCAAAGGACAACUUCAAUAUGACUUAUGGAAUGUUACACCAACUGGUCUUUGGGAUUGGACAAGUUUGAAAGAAAAAGUUGCUCAACGUGGUUUAAGAAACUCACUUUUGGUUGCACCAAUGCCAACAGCCUCAACGUCACAAAUACUUGGAUUUAAUGAAUGCUUUGAACCAUAUACGUCAAACAUUUAUACAAGACGUGUUUUAUCAGGUGAAUUCCAAAUUGUUAACCCAUGGUUACUUAAAGAUCUUUGUGAUAGAGGAUUAUGGAACGAUACUAUGAAAAAUAGGAUCAUCGCACAUGGCGGAUCAGUUCAAAAUAUUUCAGAUAUCCCAGAUGAUAUUAAAGAAUUAUAUAAGACAGUUUGGGAAAUUAGUCAGAAGGUUAUAAUUGAUUUAGCAGCAGAUAGAGGAGCCUUCAUUGAUCAAAGUCAAAGUUUGAAUGUACAUUUAGCUAGUCCAACACAUGCUCAACUCACAUCUAUGCACUUCUACGCCCACAGAAGAGGAUUAAAGACUGGUAUGUAUUAUUUACGUACUAGACCACAGUCAGCUGCAAUUCAAUUCACUGUUGAUAAGCAAGCUUUAGAGGAAGCGAAAGCAACUCAAAAGAGUAAACCAAGUACACCAUCAAAGACUGGUAGUAUAACAAGUAGUGUUGAGAGAAUGAAGCUUGAUGAUUCAAACGCACGUUCAAAUGCAGCAAAAAGUGUCUCAACACCGAUUAGAGCAGCUACUAUAAGUAGAGCAGUGAGUGGUAUUGAGAAUACACCUUCAAUUAAGCGUACACUAUCUUCACAUGUUGAAACUGAUGAGAAUCAACCAACAAAAAGUGUUGAUUUGGGUGAAGAAACUGAGGAUGAGGAUGAGAUUGACUUUGAAACAGCCAAAGCUAGGUUAGAAGCUAAGAAACUUGAACAAGAAAAGUUGGUUUGUAGCAUUGAGAAUAAGGAAGCAUGCGUAAUGUGUAGUGGCUAAUUAAAUUAAUAACUAAUUGAUAUAAAUUU
This is a messenger RNA of Wallemia mellicola CBS 633.66, 2742 nucleotides long. RefSeq lists its product as hypothetical. Gene Ontology annotation, cellular component: ribonucleoside-diphosphate reductase complex. The record is from RefSeq and is a predicted model, not a curated record. Bases 47 to 2713 code for a protein of 888 amino acids. Lineage: Eukaryota; Fungi; Basidiomycota; Wallemiomycetes; Wallemiales; Wallemiaceae. Gene Ontology annotation, molecular function: ATP binding; ribonucleoside-diphosphate reductase activity, thioredoxin disulfide as acceptor. Gene Ontology annotation, biological process: deoxyribonucleotide biosynthetic process; DNA replication. The transcript is spliced from 8 exons.